Messenger RNA from Contarinia nasturtii (swede midge), 2060 nucleotides. RefSeq names its product serine/arginine repetitive matrix protein 1-like. Bases 307 to 1854 code for a protein of 515 amino acids. The transcript is spliced from 10 exons. NCBI's taxonomy places the organism in Eukaryota, Metazoa, Arthropoda, Insecta, Diptera, Cecidomyiidae. The record is from RefSeq and is a predicted model, not a curated record.
AAUAUUUGGCUUAGCCAGCAUAAUAUGGCACCCAUACAUAGAACUGUGUUCACAAACUCUCGCAAACACCAACAUAUACAGUGCAAUCAUGAAAAUGGAACGAACGAAAGAAAGUACAGAUGAGUAUACACAUACAAUAACAGUAUCACUGUCACAUUUAUAGAACAGCGUGUUCGAAACAUGUAAAGGAAGAAAAAAGAGCAACCAGUCGACACAUAAACACACAGCUAUCAACAGUGCUGUGCACAACAACAUUUUUCUUCUCCGUUUAAAAUUGAUUUUUCAGUUACGACGCAACAACACACGAUGGCAGAAAAUCCAGAUGAAGAACAAAAACGAAAAAAGGAAGAAACGAAGAAAAAAAUCGUUCUCAGUAUUCUCAAUCUGUAUGCAAAAAAUGGAGGUGCAACACUGCAUCAAAUAAACAAAGACUACUUGGAACAGGAGGGUGAAAGAUUGGCACCUACACAAUCAGAAGGAAUCAGAUUUAUGGCAUCGAUGGAAAACGUCCAAUACAAUGACAAUAGUAAAUUAUACCGAUCGUGUUCGAUAUUAUCCCAACAUAUAAAAAAAUUCGUAACCGAACAAAAUGUUAAAAUUUCAUCGAAUUAUAUGGGCAACCGAAAUAACUUAAAUCGUUCAUUCCCAUCGCGUCCAAUUACGUCAUAUCGAAACGACUACGCGGACGUGACAUUUCCAAGCAACACAAAUGCCGGCAGACCCGCUGGAAAGAUUCAAAGUCGUCGCAAGACUUUGGGUCCAGCAUGUUUCAAGCGCUCGCAUUCACCAGAACCUGCAAAAAAACGUCCUCGCAGUUCGACACCGGAAAAAGACAAGCCAUCUACAUCGAAACGCAAUAGAAGUCGCAGUAAGUCACGUCAAAGAGAUGAUCGCAGUCCAGCGCGUCGGUCGCCACCAAGAUGGCAAAAUCGUUGUCGCGAUAUUUCACCACGGUAUUCACCUCCAUCGAACUAUCGGUCUGCAAUUUCUCCAGAGAGGAAGAUAACUAAAGAUAAAAUGGGAUUUUGGACAUCAAAUCGCUCGCGUAGCCCAGCACGUAGCUCAUCUCACCGACGUUCGCGAAGCCCGAACCGUCGACGAUCACGAAGCCGACGCUCACGAAGUCGACCAAGUCCAAAACGAACCAAACGUUCACAAAGUCCAAGCGACUGGAGUUCACGAAGCUCAUCACAUAACAAACAUUCAAACAGUCCAAACAACGGCGGACGUCAAAAUUCACCGCCACCAAGCGUGCCAAGAAAUGUCCAGUCUUCAAAUUCGGAAACAAAUGCAGCUACACACUCAAACCAAAAUGACCAGACAGCGGAAUCCAAAGCGAAAAAGUUCAAAUUCACAGUUGUUGGCGAUGGUUUUAUGUACUACAUGCUCUACGAUAUGCAGCCUGAUGCUAAAUCGCAUUUGGCACUUUGCAAUCACAAUUUGCUGAUUUCUGAUGCAAAAAAAUUGGUUCACCAGCAACGGGAAAUUUUGAAAGAAAAAAAACGCAAAGUGAUCAUUUCACUUGGUGCCAGCGAUUUGCGUUCGAAUCGAAAAUUUUCGGAAAUGCGUCGUGAUAUCACUGGCUUAUUUUUAAUGUGCCAUGAAUACAAGUUGAAGCCAUUGAUUACAACCAUCCUUUGUUUUGACAAUAUUGAACUUAAGAGAAAGGCCGAUCUCUUUAAUCAAUUUUUAUUUGAAUGCUUCGAAAAUGUGGUGGAUAUGCGUGACGUAAUGAAAUCGGGCUUAAGCGAAGUGAUGACCGCAAUGAACAAAAAAAAUGCAAUGAAACCAAACAAGAAGACUUUGGAACUUGGUGCACAACAACAGCUCGUUCUUAAAGUUCCGAACCAAUAAGCAUAAUUCGGCGAUUUCUUUUAUAUGAAUCGCAUCCUCUGCUUAUCGACUAACAACCAUAAACUUUUUUUCCAAAUUUACUAUGAAACGAAUCUUAUAAAUUAGGGAUUUAAGUACAAUUUAUAAACAACAAAAAAAUAUAUAUUGACAAAAUCAAAAAAUAAAAUGGUCAAUAUAAAACCAAAAAUUUGGAAUAAAACUUGUUA